GUUGUUGAACCUCAAUACUGACUGAAUGACCCUUUUUUUACAUGAUGUGUAUUUAUUCUCCAUUCAAACUCCAUGAAACCCAUGUUCAUCCUGACAUGAGCCCUCUGCGUGCUGCAUAGGUCCUUGAGGGUGGUAGGUGGUCCUGAGUUCUUGGUGUAAGCUCACUCUUUCCCCCUCAGUCGCCUUCAUUCCCCCUCUUACUGCAUCUCUCCUCACCCCACUCCUUAAUGCCACCUCCCCAUCACCAUAACUCAAGUCUUAUACCGUCUGAAUAGAAACUUCAGUGUUGUGUUGGAGGAGUACAAUAUCUUCAUUUCCUCCCUAUCACACCAAUCUAAGCUGAUAACAAGCAUACUAUUCGGAGUUAAACAUUUUGAGUGGGGUUUCUUAAUAGUUUUCACAUUUCAUUGUCUUAAUAUACUGUAACCUUCUGAGAACAGAUGUUUGCUGUUAGUCUGUAUGAUGUAUCACCAAAAAAAGGCCGGUGAACAUCACUGUGUUGCUUGGGUCCAAUAUCCACACAUAAAAUCCCUCCCCAAAGUGUUUUAAUGUGGUAUGCUAGUGUAGGUCUAAAUAUUGCAGUAGAGCCACUUUGUCCAUUUUGGUUGGUGUUAACCCUCUUAUCUUUUCAGUCAAAAUUAGAUGAAGCGCCAAAUUGUCUUUGUCUAUCGUGAAAUUAUGUAGUUCUAGCUUUUUUUGGAAUGGUCAGGUAAGACUUGACUACACAACUGGAGAGUUUCCCAUUGUGUUUCAGUAUGCCUUUUGGCACCAGCAGAAAGGUUCCUGAGGCCUUACAGAAUGCCUAUUGGCAGAAGUGGCCAAGAAAGCAUGUGCCUAUAUUCCUUUUUACUUCCCAACAUAGGAUUACCUGAAGACUUCAUUGUACCAAGGAGUGCUUAUUACAUCAUUGACUCAUCGUAGCAAUGUGGUGUUUGUUAACAGAAGCUUGGCAAUGGAGAAGAUUAAGUGCUUUGGAUUUGAUAUGGACUACACUCUGGCAGUGUAUAAGUCCCCUGAGUACGAGUCCCUGGGGUUUGACCUCACCGUGGAACGUCUCGUUCACAUCGGUUAUCCACAGGAGCUGCUAAACUUUGUCUACGACCCUGCUUUCCCCACCAGGGGCCUGGUUUUUGACACAAUGCACGGGAAUCUACUCAAGGUUGACGCAUAUGGUAACAUCCUAGUCUGUGCCCAUGGCUUCAACUUCAUGAGGGGACCUGAGAUCAGAGAGAUGUAUCCCAACAAGUUUAUCCAACGUGGUGAUACUGAGCGCUUCUACAUUUUGAACACACUGUUCAACCUCCCUGAAACAUACCUCUUUGCUUGUCUGGUCGACUUCUUUACACACUGCUCCAAAUACACAAGCUGUGAGACUGGCUUUAAGAAUGGAGACCUCUUCAUGUCCUACAAGAGCAUGUUCCAGGAUGUCCGUGACGCUGUUGACUGGGUCCACUUGAAGGGGUCUUUGAAAGAAAAAACUCUAGAAAACCUGGAGAAGUAUGUGGUCAAGGAUGGGAAGCUCCCUCUCCUAUUGAGUCGGAUGAAUGAAGUGGCCAAGGUGUUCCUGGCCACCAACAGUGACUACAAGUACACAGAGAAAAUCAUGACAUACCUGUUUGACUUCCCCCAUGGCCCCAAGAUGGGAAUGCCCCAUCGGCCAUGGCAGUCCUACUUUGACCUGAUUUUAGUCGACGCCCGCAAGCCUGUGUUCUUCGGAGAAGGCACCGUGCUACGGCAGGUGGACACAACCACUGGCCGGCUGAAGAUUGGCACUUACACAGGACCCUUGCAGCACGGCAUAGUGUACUCUGGAGGUUCUUCUGACAUAGUUUGUGACCUGCUCGGGGCCAAAGGGAAAGACAUAGUGUACAUUGGUGACCACAUAUUUGGGGACAUUCUCAAGUCCAAGAAACGCCAGGGAUGGAGGACCUUCCUGGUGAUCCCUGAACUGGCCCAGGAGCUGCAUGUUUGGACCGACAAGAGCUCUCUGUUUGAGGAGCUCCAGUCUCUGGACAUCUUCCUUGCUGAGCUCUACAAACAUCUUGACAGCAGCAGCAAUGAGAGACCUGAUAUUAGUUCCCUCCAGCGCAGGAUCAAGAAAGUGACCCAUGACAUGGACAUGUGCUAUGGGAUGAUGGGCAGCCUGUUCCGCUCUGGCUCCAGACAGACUCUGUUUGCCUCUCAGGUGAUGCGCUACGCCGACCUGUACGCUGCCUCCUUCAUCAACCUCCUCUAUUACCCAUUCAGCUACCUGUUCAGAGCUGCGCACGUUCUGAUGCCCCAUGAGUCGACAGUGGAGCACGCCCACGUGGACAUCAACGACACAGAGUCGCCCCUGGCAACGCGUAACCGCCACUCCGUUGACUUGCUGGAGUUAGACUGCAAGAGGCACCAGCUGACCCGCUCCAUCAGUGAGAUCCAGCCCCCGAACCUGUUCCCUCAGACCCCCCAGGAGAUCACCCACUGCCACGACGAGGAUGAUGACGAGGAAGAAGAAGAAGAAGAGUAGGCAGAAAGGGGGAUGCUCCUGGAGAGUAGACGUUUGCUUUAGAUGCUGAUCCAGGAUCGGUUUAUAUCAGCUCCUUCAUUCUUAACUAAAUGAAGGUGAAACAAAACUGAAUUUAGAUUAGUGUCUAGUGGCAUAUUGAAACUACUCCAGAAGGCAUAUGGCGAGUACUGUAGUUUAGGCAGGUAGCUCAUCAGAUAUACCCAUCCAAGGAAUUGGAGAGUAAGAGUAAGGAUCUGGGAAAGACCAACACAGAUUUGACUUUGAAUAUAUUUCAUUUGUAUAUAUUUCACAGCAGACUGUAAUUGUUUUUUGUUUGACUAAUUUUGCUUGGUGAAGUUUCCAGAAUCAUUUCCAGAGGUAUCUCUUCAGACCAAACCUUGAGAGAAUGGCCCGCCCCCCAGCCUCCCCAGCAUGUUCACACUGUCAUUAUGCAGUCAGGAUCACAUUCAUGAGCCACACAGGCUGGCUGACUAGGACUACUGUCCCAUAGCGCAUGGUGUGCCUUUGUAGUUGAAGUUUUACUUAAUUUUUUGAACUGAAUGAAAUCGUUGCCUUGGUUAAUGAUAGUUAACACCCGAGGAACAAUAGUACAACUGUAAUUUAUUCAUAUGCACUAGAUUAGACUGUGGUUAUAGAGUACAAUUUUCUCUAAAUGGCUACAAAAUAAUUAAUUUGACAACUGAAAGCAUGUUUUGGCCACUGUGAUACAAUACAUGUCUAAUGUACUUUAUAUGUAAUGUUAGUUGUUUGACAUUACACGGCAACUGCCGAUCCAUAGCAGUAUAAGUCCGAAUUCUGCUCCAGAAAUCCUUACGACAUUUGGUUACUUAAAGCAGAUUUUCCUAUAAACAGCUCCCACAGAAUUGUCGACUAAACAUCCCAGAAGUCAGUAUUCUAUAGCUCAGCCAAUCAGUCCUAUCUCCAAGUGCCCUACCAAUUGUACAGAUGAUGGCAAUAAUAUACCCCAGUGGCCUGUGUUAUGUUUUAAUCCAACCACUUCUGUCUCAUGAAAUACUGUAUUGAUCAGCUCUCUGAAGCUGUUACUGCCUUAGUCUGUUUCUGAAUUCUGGAUUGGUGAGAUUGAAUGUAUAUUCUAUACAAGAGGAGUAUAUUUUUGUGUCUAAUGUUUGAAAAGGAGACCGUCCAGGAAAAAGCAGGUAUUCUGCUUGUUUACUGUAAAAUGGAAGAGAUGUAUUCUGUGCUUUUCAGAGGUUGUAGUUCAAAGACAUUGCCCUGGUUAAUGGCAUGCGGCUUGACUACCUAGAGACUAUCAUACCGAUGCUUAAAACUCAUUAAAUUGCAGUCAAUUAGUGAAAGCCCAAAAAACAUGGUAAUGAAAUGCACCUGCGGUUCCUCCAAAAGCUAGCUUAACCACUGUAAGUAUUCACCCGCAUGAAUAUGUUGAAGAGGUGUAAUGCUGCACUGUGAUAUUUCCUUUUGUGAGUGUCUGUUAUUUGUUAUGGUGCAUAGCAUGACCUAGAACUGUGUUAAUGUGGCCUGGAUCCCAUUUUCUUUUGAAGAGUAUUUUUUUCUACCUUCCCAUGGGGUGGUAGAAUGUUGUGCAAAGUUCUUACUAUGCCAGUAAGGUAUGUGCUGAAAAAUUAUUGGCUGUUUGUUUUUGAUAACUUUUACUGGCCAGUCUUGUCCUACUGUAAGGAACUGGAUUGACCUCCCUCUCCUGGACAGCAAUUAUUUCAGAAAUAUUUAAAUUCACAUUUGCAUUGUGACAGAUUAACCUCGUAUGAAAGUGUGCCAAUAAUUUUCAUGCUAUUAUUUUAGGAAAUGCUUUCCAACAUUUUAAAGAAUAUAAGCAUAUUUUAAAAUGUUUGGAGAUGACAGUUUUUUUAAUUUACUGUAGAACAUUGCUGCUCAAUCCUGUUCUGGGAGCUACCACCCUGUAGGUUCUCCAACUUUAAUUUUGCACACCUGAUUCUAACACACGAUUAGUCACAACUGGGGUUGGAGAAACCUACUGGAUGGUAAAUCUCCAAGAACAGGAUUGAGCUGUAGAAUUCCAGGCUACCUACAAAUGUGUCAGUGACAAUGUAAUGCAGUUUUCUUACCGAAAACAUUAUUUUUUGCAUGUUUUUCAGUUGUUACCAUUGUUUAAAUUGUGGAUUGUUUCCAAGAAUGACCAUUUUGAUGUUAAAUAAAAUGUACUGCUGUUACAUUA
Esox lucius (northern pike) is the source of this 4682-nucleotide messenger RNA. RefSeq names its product 5'-nucleotidase, cytosolic IIa (gene nt5c2a). Gene Ontology annotation, molecular function: 5'-nucleotidase activity. The record is from RefSeq and is a predicted model, not a curated record. Bases 953 to 2509 code for a protein of 518 amino acids. The transcript has 17 exons. NCBI's taxonomy places the organism in Eukaryota, Metazoa, Chordata, Actinopteri, Esociformes, Esocidae.